UCGCAUCGCAUCGCAUCGCAUCGCUCAGCCCCUUCCUCUUCCUCGCAUUCCCAAGAAGCCACUUGUUUGGAAUACGAAAGCCGAGCAGCGCAUCGCUCCUGUGCUGUGCUCUGCUCUGCUGCGGACGGAUUCAAGAACUCGCUAAGAUACCCCCGAGACCCCGUCGGCCUCUGAGCAUUGGCGCUUCCGCAGGGCCACGCGUCCCUUGCUCGAGCCUGACAAGUCUGCAUCAGGCACCCAAAUCCCUCAUCCCUCAUCUCCCCCAUCCCUCAUCUCCCCCUCCCCCUCUACUGCCUCAAUCGCCUUACUCAGUUUCUCGCUUCCCAAACAUCUACACUGCACUGCACUGCACUGCACUGCACUGCACUAUCCUUAACACUUCAACUCAACUCCACGCCAUCGAAGAAACAAUCCUCCAAAACUUACCGACUCGUCUCGGUAUCUCCAUCUACAUCUACUACCAACACAGGCAGCAAUGUCAACUCAAUCACAACAGUCGACUUCGAUGUCGCAUAGCAAUUCCCAGGUUUCUUGCCACGACCCCUUGGACUCGCUGGUGGACUUCUCCGAGUACGACAAAUUGUCCUAUCAAUCACCAUCCAUCUCGCCAUCAGCGAACAAGAGUCAAUUCACAUCCAGAGCCGUAUCAAACACACCUGCCACCCUCCCAUCAAGCAGUCAACCGGAUCUCAGCGGUCCAAGUCAUAACUAUGGCAUGUACAAACAACAAACCGGUAUCCCUCAAGGAGCCGUAGCCAGCACCUUGGCUGUCAACCAAAUGAACCAAUACAACGGCUUUGCAGAUGGAUAUCUAUCGGGCUACAACGGAACCGAUGAAUUCGACUUUGGGACUGCACCAAACCAGACCGGGUUCGCAGAUAUGGAUAUGGACUUCGAUUCGCCGAAGCAGGAACCAGCAUUCUUCUAUCCAGAAGCAUCACCAGAGUUCAUCAACCCUCAAUCCACCAUCGCUACUCCAGCUGUUCUACCAACCCAGACAAGCAAUGUCGGUCGUCUCUGGCCUGGUAUGCAUCAACAACAAGCCGCUCUUGCCAAGGCUCAAGCCCAACAAAAGCAACAGCAACAAAUCAUCCAACAGCAACGACAAAACGCCAUGGUCGGACAACAAAAGCAACCUCAGCGUGCCCGAGGAUCAACUGUGACUGAUCCUAUUGUCGAGGAGAAGAUCUCUCAAUUACUCAACUCGAUGAGACACAGCAGUGUCGGUAGCGACGAGACCUCGAACAAUGGCAACAACAUGUCUCACGUUCAACGUGCACGAAAGGAUGAGGAGGAUAUGGAUGAGGAUGAGAGACUACUUGCAAGUGAGGAGGGAAAGAAGCUUAGCAGCAAGGAGCGAAGACAACUCCGAAACAAGGUCUCCGCACGCGCUUUCCGAUCAAGAAGGAAGGAAUACAUUGGCCAACUCGAAGGCGAAAUCGCUGCAAAGGUUAACGAGAACACGGAUCUCCGUGCCCAGAACAGAGCUUUGAUGGAGGAGAACACACGUCUUUCAGACCUUACCCGCAUGCUCCUCUCAUCACCAUCAUUCUCCGGCUUCCUCGACACUCUUGCAUCAAACCCAGCCGCUGCCCAAACCGCACAGGCUGUCCAGCAACAACCCCAGCAAGUCGAGCAACAACAACCUCAACAACGCGUGCGUAAAGACAUCAACCCAUAUGCAGCCCAACAACAACAAAUGCAGCAGCAACACAUCGGCAUGACUAUGAUUCCAGAACAGCCCUUGGACUUCUCCAUGCUUGAUCUGAAUGGCGCAUACUCUUACCAGCCACAAGUCUUCUCCGUCCUCAGCCUCCCCGAGACCAUCCUCGAUACCGAGACCCUUUCCGGCAAGAGCUCCUCCUUCUCACCAUCCACCAGCGAUGCGGAGAAGGUCGAGCUUCCAAAGAUCGAGCGCAUUCCCGUCUCCGAGCCAGAGAAGGUCGAGGUCAAUGUCGAUGUGGACGAGGAAUUUGAUGCCGACCCAGCAUUCGCUCUGUACUCUACCCCAGUCUCCGCCACCACCGCCUCAGAACCUAAGCAAGAAAUGGACCUCAGCUUCCUCGCCAACCUUUCCAUCAAGCCAUCGCAAUACGAACUCGUUACCAAGACCGAUGACGCCGCCUCAAAUGCAGCAUUCCGGCGCGCCGAGAGACUCGCGAGAGAUAUGGAUGCCUGUGUUGAGCGACUGACGUCCUUGACCAUGCAUCUGUAAUUUCUUCCGUCUCCUUGUAUUUGCUUUGCUUGCUGCGAUUUAGCGUGGGAUACUUCUAGUGCCGUCUCCAACGACGCAGCACAUUGGCGUUCUGUCAUCACCAUCAUCACACACUCUACUUGCCACUUGUGCUUGUAUUCUUUUUCAUUAGUUCUUGGUAUGGGAGGAUAGGGAUUGUAAGAAAGAGGAUUGAACGAUAUGAAAGUGUGUGUUUCUACUUCGGAUGGGAUUUGGGAAAUGGGAUAGGGAAUUGGAGCGAGCGUUACAGACGGGCAACAGAAGUUAACUAUCUUCGACGUCUUUUUUAUUAUCCAUCUUGGUUUCGUUUGCGCAUAUAUUAUAGAACUUCAAACUCUCUACUUUGAGAUGAUUUAAAAUCACAGAUCAAGAACUCUGAAAAUCAAAAAGGAUACG
Messenger RNA from Cadophora gregata, 2629 nucleotides. RefSeq lists its product as uncharacterized. The record is from RefSeq and is a predicted model, not a curated record. The transcript is spliced from 2 exons. Gene Ontology annotation, biological process: regulation of transcription by RNA polymerase II. Bases 476 to 2215 code for a protein of 579 amino acids. Gene Ontology annotation, molecular function: RNA polymerase II cis-regulatory region sequence-specific DNA binding; DNA-binding transcription factor activity, RNA polymerase II-specific. Lineage: Eukaryota; Fungi; Ascomycota; Leotiomycetes; Helotiales; Ploettnerulaceae.